AUGUUUGAGUCUGCCUUGCAACCACCUGUUGACGGACCGGAGGCGAUCCAAGGAGCUGUGUAUGCAGAUCCAGAUCUCAGCUACGACCAAGAUGAUGAGAAUCCGGAUUUUGACCCCAGCAUACCCAAUUGCGAUACGGAUACUGAGAAUCCUAUCACUGGUACCCACAACAUCGAAGGUCAUCAUGCGAAGUACGAAACGAAGUGUCCGAAGGCUUUAACAGACCAGAUCUGGAAAAACAAGCUGCAGGAGAUGUCGACAGAAGAACUCGGGUCUCCCAAGGUCAAAUGCAUCGCCGACCUGGUCGUGAGAGUCCAGUCUGAUUACCCCGGAGAGAAGUUAAUAACUGCAUCUGCCUCUGUGAGAUUCCUCGACAUACUUGGGGAGUACCUAUCACGCCUGCUACCUGCGCUUACAACGGUGCAUUUCGACGGGCGAACCACCUCAGUGGCGGUAUCGACCUACCGGAACUGCCUUAAACCACCACGAGGGAUGUUGGCCACUGGAGGCAUAAGAGAUGAAAUUGACUGGGCAUUCGCCACUCAAGGAAUCGCAUAUAGCACAGGCCAACGACACAGAAGUUCUAACCAGGUCAUUCAAAUCAGAGAUGUACAGGCAUCCCAGUUUUGCAUCAAGGAUUUAGCUACACUUGACACAACAACAGAAUCAACUGACAAACGUUUCUUUAGCGAAAAACUUGCACUUGUCGUUGGAGAGUGUCUGUUAAGACCAGCCUCGGACAUGCUGAGCAACAGAGAAAAGAAAAAGCCAACCGCAACUGAUCUUGACAAGUUCGACUACAGCGUACAUCGAUGUCUGGGAACAAAAGACACUGCAUUAAUUGUGGCAAAGAUCGAUGCUAAGCAGCUUAAUCUCUAUCAGUUAACCAAUAAGGUGGAUGGGCUCUGCGAUACCAGCAGUUGGGAAGAAACAGCAAGUCGGAUCUCCGAAACUCUAUGGUCUGGUCAAGAGAUAAGGCAAACAUCAGACUUGCCGACACAGGAACCUUCUAUUAAUCUAGAAGACGAACUUCAAGACAAAAUCAUGUUGGCACUCAGUCUCUAUACUCAAACAGGAUCGAUUGAUACUCAGGAACAAAUUGCAGAAACAACAAGAGAAUCAUUAGGCUUAUUCCCGGAGAGUCGCAAUCCAUCUACCGAAAUGAACUUGCAGUGCAUUCGCCUGCUUGGGGCUGGUAACAUGACAAAGCGUACUGCAUCAAAGUUUAUCAAGGCAUAA
Fusarium pseudograminearum CS3096 is the source of this 1239-nucleotide messenger RNA. RefSeq lists its product as uncharacterized. Lineage: Eukaryota; Fungi; Ascomycota; Sordariomycetes; Hypocreales; Nectriaceae. The transcript is spliced from 7 exons. The coding region runs from base 1 to 1239 and encodes 412 amino acids. The record is from RefSeq and is a predicted model, not a curated record.